This is a messenger RNA of Mangifera indica (mango), 2830 nucleotides long. RefSeq names its product homeobox-leucine zipper protein HDG11. The record is from RefSeq and is a predicted model, not a curated record. The transcript has 10 exons. NCBI's taxonomy places the organism in Eukaryota, Viridiplantae, Streptophyta, Magnoliopsida, Sapindales, Anacardiaceae. Gene Ontology annotation, biological process: regulation of DNA-templated transcription. Bases 243 to 2360 code for a protein of 705 amino acids. Gene Ontology annotation, molecular function: DNA binding; DNA-binding transcription factor activity, RNA polymerase II-specific; lipid binding.
AAUUUUCCAUUCCCAUUUCAAGGCUUAACUCCCUCAUUUCGCUCUCCUAAAUCAUGCUACUUUCUUUCUUUUAUUCUCCCUGUUCUCUCCUUUUGAAAUGCUUCAUCAACCUUCGAUAACUCUCUCUCAGUUGUGUCUGUUAUAUACUUAUAUAUGUACAUGCUAUUAUGGGGAUGUAUGUAUAUAUAGGUGUUGAAAGAGUGCAGUUUUGAGGGGUGGUGGGUGGUGCAAAGAUUGCAAGUAUGGAGUUUGGAAGUGGGUCUGGUGGAGACCAUGAUGGCUCAGACCCUCAUAGAAGGAAAAAGCGUUAUCAUCGCCAUACCGCUCAUCAGAUUCAGCGCCUUGAAGCAAUGUUCAAGGAUUGUCCACACCCGGAUGAGAAACAAAGGUUACAAUUGAGUAGGGAAUUGGCUUUGGCUCCACGGCAGAUCAAGUUUUGGUUUCAAAAUAGGAGAACCCAGAUGAAGUCACAACAUGAAAGAGCAGAUAAUUGUGCUUUAAGAGCAGAAAAUGAUAAGAUCCGAUGUGAAAAUAUAGCCAUCAGAGAAGCUCUUAAGAAUGUGAUUUGCCCUUCUUGUGGUGGUCCUCCUGUGGCUGAAGAUUCUUAUUUUGAUGAACAAAAGUUGAGAACGGAGAAUGCUCAAUUGAAAGAAGAGCUUGAUAGAGUUUCUAGUAUUGCUGCAAAGUACAUAGGGAGGCCAAUUUCUCAACUACCACCAGUGCAGCCUAUUAAUAUUUCUUCAUUAGAUUUAACAAUGGGGAGUUUUGGAGGCCUAGGGCUUGGUGGUCCUUCUCUUGACCUUGAUCUUCUUCCUGGAAGUUCUUCCACAAUGCCAAGUUUGCCUUAUCAACAGAUAAUUUUAUCAGACAUGGACAAGUCUCUAAUGACAGAUAUUGCCUCAAAUGCCAUGGAAGAGUUGCUUCGCCUUUUGCAGCCAAAUGAGCCCAUGUGGAUUAAGUCCUCAGUGGAUGGUAGAGAUGUUCUUGAUCUUGAUAACUAUGAGAGAAUGUUUCCAAGGCCUAAUGGCCACUUGAAAAAUCCCAAUGUUCGAAUUGAGUCUUCCAGAGAUUCUGGGGUUGUGAUUAUGAAUGCCUUAGCAUUGGUUGACAUGUUUAUGGACAGUAACAAAUGGGUGGAGUUGUUUCCUACAAUUGUAUCAAUGUCAAAAACAAUUGAAGUGAUAUCAUCUGGAAUGUUGGGUAGUCAUAGCAGUUCUUUGCAAUUGGUGUAUGAAGAAUUGCAGGUGCUUUCACCACUUGUGCCAACCAGAGAGUUCUAUAUCCUCCGUUAUUGUCAGCAAAUUGAACAAGGCUUGUGGGCAGUAGUAAAUGUUUCUUAUGAUUUCCCCCAAUUCACUUCUCAGUGUCGCGCUCAUAGAUUCCCUUCUGGAUGCUUAAUUCAGGACAUGCCUAAUGGAUAUUCCAAGGUAACUUGGGUUGAACAUGUUGAAAUUGAAGACAUAACACCUAUUCAUAGGCUUUAUCGAGAUCUUAUUCACAGUGGAUUGGCAUUUGGAGCUGAUCGCUGGCUUGCUACUCUUCAAAGAAUGUGUGAGAGGAUUGCUUGUCUAUUGGUUUCAGGGACUUCAACUCGGGACCUUGGAGGAGUUAUUCCAUCACCUGACGGAAAACAAAGCAUGAUGAAACUUGCUCAAAGAAUGGUUAACAAUUUCUGUACUAGUGUUAGCACAUCAAAUAGCCAUCGUUGGACCACCCUUUCUAGGUUGAAUGAAGUAGGUGUUCGAGUUACUCUGCAUAAGAGCACCGAUCCUGGCCAACCAAAUGGUGUUGUUCUUAAUGCAGCAACCAGCUUUUGGAUUCCAAUUUCCCCCCAAAAUGUCUUCAAUUUUUUCAAAGACGAAAGAACUCGGUCCCAGUGGGAUGUUCUCUCCAACGGCAAUGCAGUACAAGAAGUUGCUCAUAUUGCAAAUGGGUCACAUCCUGGAAACUGCAUAUCAGUUCUUCGAGCCUUUAAUACUAGCCAAAACAACAUGUUGAUACUCCAAGAGAGCUGCAUAGACAAUUCAGGAGCACUAGUAGUUUAUUGUCCUGUUGAGUUACCCGCCAUUAACAUAGCAAUGAGCGGCGAGGAUCCAUCCUACAUUCCCCUACUGCCAUCAGGGUUCACAAUUUCACCGGAUGGUCGUCUGGACCAAGGUGGAGAUGGGGCCUCGACGAGUUCAAAUGUCCAUGGAAGUAUCGGACGCUCGAGUGGUUCACUUAUUACAGUUGCAUUUCAGAUUCUGGUAAGCAGCCUGCCAUCUUCGAAACUGAAUUUGGAGUCGGUGAACACGGUUAAUAACCUUAUCAGCACAACUGUCCAGCAAAUUAAGGCUGCUUUGAAUUGUCCUGGUUCCUGAUGAUGCUGCGUCUGCUAUUGUUUCUCUGCAACACAACUAUUUUGCUUUCUCUCCCAUCCUUAAAUAUUUACAUCAGAGAAAUUCAGAGUGCCCCUUUGUGCUAGGUAAUGGUAUUCAAUGUGGACAAAAGUAUUAGAGUUAGUUGGGGCUUUGAAUGCAUUUCCAUCAAGAGCCUGAAGCCUCCUUAUUUACUGUCUGCUGCUACUAGUGCUGUUUUUUGCUGCCAAACUUCAUUACGACUACACCAACUUUGAAUUCUUUUUAUUUUUUUAACCUUUUUACCAAGGACCUUUUUGUUUUUUGCAAUGUAGGGUAGAAAAAGAGGAAGUCAAGAACGCACCAUACAUGAAAAACAAAAUCGAAAACAUGAAUGUAUGGUUCGGGUAUUGACUUCCGUUCAUCGACUUUUAUUCUUGACAUUGUCGUAUCAUUUAAAUUUACAUAUUGUUGGAUAAGAAUUGUUCGAGAAA